Messenger RNA from Penicillium argentinense, 183 nucleotides. RefSeq lists its product as uncharacterized. The transcript has a single exon. Lineage: Eukaryota; Fungi; Ascomycota; Eurotiomycetes; Eurotiales; Aspergillaceae. The record is from RefSeq and is a predicted model, not a curated record. Bases 1 to 183 code for a protein of 60 amino acids.
AUGCCCUGGGGCAACCCUUCCGGCUGUUCCCCUGAGAGGAGUGGGGACGUGGAACGCAUCGGGAUGGUGGAUCACAUCUCGAUCCGCAACGCCUCCGAUUGGGCCCCUGGCACGUUCGACGGCAGCUAUCACAUCCACUUGAGCGUCGAGCCGUCGAAGAUGUGGUCUGGGCCUCGUGCCUGA